AUGAAGGUCAAGGUCAAGUCGUGGAAUGCUGUGGCCUACUGGUUGUGGGACGUCAAGGAUCCAGACGACAUCUGCGGUAUCUGCCAGAGCAACUUUGAUGGCUGCUGUGCAAGCUGCAAGGAGCCCGGCGACAGUUGUCCGCUACUAUUCGGCAAGUGCAGCCACGAGUUCCAUCUGCACUGCAUCAUGAAGUGGCUGCAGGACAACGACGGCUGUCCGUCGUGUCGUCGUCCGUGGGAGGAAGUAGAAGGCACCACCAUCGGAACAGCCGCCAACCAUGCAGCCACAGCAGCCACGUCGUGA
Molecule: messenger RNA, 303 nt
Organism: Moesziomyces antarcticus
Lineage: Eukaryota; Fungi; Basidiomycota; Ustilaginomycetes; Ustilaginales; Ustilaginaceae
Exons: 4
Coding region: 1-303 (100 amino acids)
Biological process (GO): positive regulation of mitotic metaphase/anaphase transition; protein ubiquitination; anaphase-promoting complex-dependent catabolic process
Cellular component (GO): nucleus; anaphase-promoting complex
Molecular function (GO): cullin family protein binding; ubiquitin protein ligase activity; zinc ion binding
Source: RefSeq, a predicted model, not a curated record